AUGCAAAAAUACCAGUGUGAAAACCGUCCCUUCAAGGAGAGGAAAAGUUUUGCAACUCGGAUAAAUGAGACAACAGAAAUUCGGGGGAAGUAUCCCAAUAAAAUUCCGGUGGUAGUGGAACGUUACAGGAAGGAGAAGAUUCUUCCCCAGUUGGAUCGGAUCAAGUUUUUGGUUUCUCCAGAUAUAUCCAUGUCUCAGUUUAUUUUCACUCUGAGAACCCGGCUGUCCCUUACAGCUACCCAAGCCUUCUACUUACUCGUGAACAAUCAAACCCUACCCUGUCCUAGUCUGACUAUUUUAGAGAUCUACAAUGACAACAAGGAUGAAGAUGGCUUCCUCUACAUGACCUACGCCUCUCAAGAGAUGUUUGGUGCAGGAGCCUCUUUGGAACAGCAAUGA
This is a messenger RNA of Notechis scutatus (mainland tiger snake), 399 nucleotides long. RefSeq names its product microtubule-associated protein 1 light chain 3 alpha-like. The record is from RefSeq and is a predicted model, not a curated record. Lineage: Eukaryota; Metazoa; Chordata; Lepidosauria; Squamata; Elapidae.